Tricharina praecox is the source of this 1056-nucleotide messenger RNA. RefSeq lists its product as uncharacterized. The record is from RefSeq and is a predicted model, not a curated record. The transcript has 4 exons. Bases 1 to 1056 code for a protein of 351 amino acids. Lineage: Eukaryota; Fungi; Ascomycota; Pezizomycetes; Pezizales; Pyronemataceae.
AUGGCACUCGCGAGUUGGAUAUGUCUGUUGUACUCGGUCUCGCUGGCCGCCGCCAAGGUCAAAUGGGAUGCUCCGACCAGUACCAAGCCCGACGCCGGCCCAUUCGGUUACAUGGAUAUCCCGAGGCCGACGACCGCGCCUGCGUUCCGAAAUCCGCACGGCCUUAGGAAACGAGCCGCGAGCGAUCAAGUGUGUGGAUAUAUCAGCAGUGUUCAUCUCCCCGAGUUCGAAGUCUCCUGCGGCGUAUCGUUCACCUGCACAAGCCACAGCUCUCUUCCCGUCCUCGGCUGCUGCUACCAAAACGACUACUGCAAUUUCGACACUACGUGUUAUGACUCGACCGCGUGCGGAACGGCGUGUAUCUCGACCGCCGGGUCGCUGACACUCGUCUGCUCCGACUCCGCGCUCCCCUACUGCGCCAGCUACGCCGGCACCAACUCCCUCCUGAUCCUGAUCUGCGCCACAGCGUCCACCAGCGGGCUGCAACCAUUCGAGGUAAAAUCCUUCACUUCGAAGCCGAGCUCCAGCACGCCCGCAUCCACGCCCGCCGACGCGACCACGCUACCGGGCAGCGGUCUCUCCCUCGAGUCCACCACCUCCGCCGCCAGCGUCCCCACCGCUCCCGCCGGCAGCAGCAACAACAGCACCUCAACCAACACCGGCGCGAUUGCCGGCGGCGUGGUCGGCGGCGUCGCCGUCAUCGCCAUCGGCCUGCUGGGGUUCUUCCUGAUCCGGCGGCGCAGCAAGAAGAGCGCCUCCGCCUCCGCCUCCGCGGCCGCUGGCUACCCGCCCGUCGGACCCGGCCCCCAGCCGCAGCCGGGCGUCGGAUACUACCCCACCAACGAUAAGGCGGGCGUUAACCAGCAGCAGCAGCACAUGCCAAUGCCGAUUCCCGGCUCCCCGCCGCCGCAGCAGCUGUAUGGCGGCGGUGGUUACCCCCAGCAGCAGCCGCAGUACUCGCCGCCCAUACAGGCGAUGCAGCAGCCGCUGAUGUAUCAGCAGCCCCCUCCACAGCCGCCCCCGGCGGAGUUGGGGACUUAUGAGCAGAGGACUUGA